Molecule: messenger RNA, 795 nt
Organism: Camellia sinensis
Lineage: Eukaryota; Viridiplantae; Streptophyta; Magnoliopsida; Ericales; Theaceae
Source: RefSeq, a predicted model, not a curated record
AUGGAAGGAGAGCACAUUUCUGGUUGGAUAAGUGGGCAGAGAAGGGGAGUAGCUGGAAGUUGGACAGUGGGUUUUAGAAGAGCACUGUUGGCUUGGGAGGAGCAGGAGGCUAAUAGGCUGUACACUCUACUUAAUUCUGUAACUCCACUUUGCAAUACAAAAACAGAUGAAUUGAUUUGGGCAGAAGGUACAUCAAGGAUGUUUAGUGUUUCUUCAGUGUAUAAUUGGUGUGAGUCUUUUCUUGGGCCUAAGCUGGACAUGGCAGGAACAAUCUGGAAUAAUUGUGCUCCAUCUAAAGUGCAGUUUUUUGGGUGGUUAGCCUGGCAUGGCAAGGUUAAAACUUCUAGCUUUUUGCAAAGAAUUGGUAUCCUUGAUUCAAAUGCCAAUAUUGUUUGUGUGUUUUGUCAAAAUGAGAUAGAAAUAGUGGAUCAUAUCCUUCUCUUUUGCCCUUUUGUAUGGAGGCUCUGGUCAAACAUUGUAAAAUGGUGGGGUCUUCAGUGGGUGUUAUCUGGUUCUGUAAAUGGAUUACUGCAGUGGUGGUUUGGGUGUAAAAUGAAAAAGUUGGAAAAGAAAAUUUGGGCAGUCAUUCCCUUAGCCAUUCUCUGGUCUAUUUGGAAGCACAGAAAUGACUGUGUGUUCAGUGACAUUCAACCAAAUUGGGAAGAAUUGUGUGAUAUUGUUAAGGUGAGAGUAGCAAUGUGGAUCAAGGCUUCUCCAAUGGAUGCGGUGUUCUCUAUUAAUGACCUUGUGUUUAAUUUGCAACAAGUGCAAUACUGCAUUAGGAAUGGUGGUUGA